AUGUCGAAUAGCAAGCGCAAAUCUCGUCCACACCUCGAGAUCGGCUGUUCUGAGGAAGGGCCGAGGACUAGGUUUCUUCGGUUCAUGGAGAGAAUGGAGGCAGCGACUUUCAUAGGGCCAAGAGGUUGGCUAUGCCCCUCGCUUCUUGGUUGUUAUCGACUCUCCGAGCCAAGGCAAAGCUCCGAUAGCUCAUUUGAAGCUGUUCUCGAUAAAGAAUGGUUUACGGUUUUCGGCCGUGGAUACGGCUUGGGCUCAAAACCAGUCUGGAUCUCAACGUGGAUAAGAUCCAAGCUGUCAACGACUCUGCUUGCUGUUAUGGUGAUUCUCCAAUAUCUUGGCAGUGGUUGUGCUCUUGGCAGACGAGGGCGAAGACUGCGCCUUCUUAUGCUUCCCAAUGAGCUUGGCGGCCUGGGGGACAAUAUCAAUGCCGAUGCCAGCCAAAUUUUCUCGUGGCGCCAAGAUAUCGGUUGCCUCCCUGCUUUGUCAUCCAUCAUAUUUCAUCGGAGAGAACCGCCAGGACGGAGGACAUACUUGAUCAAUUUCAACUUUUCAAGGGAUCACGCCGGGCAUGCUUGCAGAAUCCUGCGGCGCGUGCCGGUAUCCACAGCCACCGGAUGGAGAGGCAGAUGUGGGGCCGUUCGGUGUAAUCCGCAGCUUCAACCUCCGGUAUGCGUAGCUGCGGGCUUCAUGGCAAUAGAGACGCCAAGGGGGUUACCCAGCAACCAGGAGGACAUAUUCUCCAAGAAAUACCAACGAAUGGUUCCCCAUCAAGCUUUGGUGUCGUGGUACACUGCGUCAAUUGACUUUCAGACUGGCGAGCUCGAUUCAACAGAAAUCCGCCGACCACCAAUUCUUGUCAUAGACGAAUUGCUCAUACCUUCCCUCCAAGUUCUCUGCCUCAUAAAAUUUUUGCAGGAGGCGGUGGGCGCUAUCCAUAUAGGAUAUGGGCAGCGAAUAUCACGCGAACAAAUUGCCGGCCAAGAACUCGGGCAGGUGUUUGAGCUGAUACAGGCAAGAAUGCCCUGCUGUAUAGACCAGAAGGGCGUGGCCACGUUAAUCGUGAUUAAUGUGCCGUGGAGGAGGUUCAUUGUUCGGCUACAGACUGCUGGGUGA
Colletotrichum lupini is the source of this 1113-nucleotide messenger RNA. RefSeq lists its product as uncharacterized. Lineage: Eukaryota; Fungi; Ascomycota; Sordariomycetes; Glomerellales; Glomerellaceae. The record is from RefSeq and is a predicted model, not a curated record. The transcript has 9 exons. Bases 1 to 1113 code for a protein of 370 amino acids.